AUGCCGGAGUUCUUCCGCCAGGCAUUCCAGGAGCUAGGCACUUCUUUGGAGAAUGAAGGUAUUCAUAUGCUUGAGUGUGAGCCCAACUACUGCAUCUGGUUUCCAGAUCAUGAUCACAUCGAGCUCUCCCGCGACAUCCCCCAUCUCAAAGCGCAAAUGGAGUAUCAUGAGGGGCCAGGGGGGUUCAACCGUUUCUGUACUUUCCUUGCCGAAUCGGGCCUGCAAUAUGAGCUUUGUAAGGAGAGUGUCUUCAAACAAAGCUUUCCCACCCUAAGAAGCAUGUUCCAUCCGGCGCUUUUCAAAGGUUUCCUUCAUAUCCGGCCUUGGACGAGCAUGUACAGCCAAGUAGCCAAAUAUUUUCGAUCGGAAAAGAUGCGUCGCGUUUGGAGUUUCGAAAGCAUGUAUCUCGGGAUAAGCCCUUAUCGCGCCCUAGCCAAGAUCGAGCUCAGUGAUGAUAAUGCAAAAGCAACAGGUGUACGUUUGGAAACCGGCGAGGUUCUACGAGCUGAUAUCAUUGUGGUGAAUGCUGAUUUGGUCUAUGCUUAUAACCAUCUUCUGUCUCCCUCCCGCGAAGCUGAACGCCUACGCAAGCGGUCUACCUCUUGCAGUAGCAUCUCAUUCUACUGGGCCUUCAAUGAGCAGAUUCCUGAGCUUCGACCUCAUAACGUGUUUCUGGCAGGCCGGUUUCGCGAGAGCUUUGAUAGGAUCUUUGACGAUCAUGACGUGCCGGAAGACUUCUCCUUCUAUGUCAAUGUUCCCAGCCGGGUAGAUGUGACAGCUGCCCCAGCAGGCAGGGAAUCCGUCAUGGUUCUCGUCCCGGUUGGUCGAUUAGUCGACACCCUGGAUCGUGAUGAAGAAGAGAAACGGUGGAAUAUAUUAGUAGCUCAAACGCGCGACAUUGUCCUUGACACCAUCGAAGCACGUACAGGAGCCCGCAAUCUGCGUGAAAAGCUUGUCCACGAAAUUGUGAACAGUCCUCUUACGUGGCGUGAAAAGUUCAAUUUGGAUCGCGGAGCCAUUCUAGGCUUAUCUCAUGACUUUGACAAUAUUCUUUGGUUUCGUCCACAGAUGAAACAUUUCGCUAUUAAAGGUUUGUAUUUUACGGGCUCUAGUACACAUCCAGGCGCAGGAGUUCCCGCAUGUCUGCUCAGUGGCAAGUUCGUGGUCCGAGAGAUAAUGAAAGACUGGAUGGAAGCGAAAACUACCACCAAGGAUUAUAGACGCUGGGUAAUGUUGGCAAUGGCGUUUGGGCUUCUGACGGCUCUCUCUAUAGCAAGGUCGUCCUACCGGUGGUAG
This is a messenger RNA of Aspergillus luchuensis, 1296 nucleotides long. Its product is annotated as phytoene desaturase family protein. The record is from RefSeq and is a predicted model, not a curated record. Gene Ontology annotation, molecular function: oxidoreductase activity. NCBI's taxonomy places the organism in Eukaryota, Fungi, Ascomycota, Eurotiomycetes, Eurotiales, Aspergillaceae. Bases 1 to 1296 code for a protein of 431 amino acids. The transcript is spliced from 2 exons.